Cylicostephanus goldi is the source of this 182-nucleotide messenger RNA. NCBI's taxonomy places the organism in Eukaryota, Metazoa, Nematoda, Chromadorea, Rhabditida, Strongylidae. The record is from the annotation of a GenBank genome assembly.
AUGGUAGAAAGUGUGACAAACAAUCCAUCAGCCACAGGAACCUUCCAUGAUUGGACAUUGUUACUGUAUGGCACAGCCGAUCCUGCACAACCGGGAGACAGAAUCCACCCUCCGACACCCGUUCCAUCACAGUCAGUACUAGGACGGAUACAUCAAAUUACGAGUCAGGUUGGACUUUAAAC